This is a messenger RNA of Hirsutella rhossiliensis, 2151 nucleotides long. Its product is annotated as sugar transporter domain-containing protein. The coding region runs from base 1 to 2151 and encodes 716 amino acids. Lineage: Eukaryota; Fungi; Ascomycota; Sordariomycetes; Hypocreales; Ophiocordycipitaceae. Gene Ontology annotation, biological process: phosphate ion transport; transmembrane transport. The record is from RefSeq and is a predicted model, not a curated record. Gene Ontology annotation, molecular function: phosphate transmembrane transporter activity. Gene Ontology annotation, cellular component: membrane. The transcript is spliced from 6 exons.
AUGCUCCCUCCUCCCUCCUCCUCGGCCGGCGCCCCCGCAGGCCCGGACCGCACCUACGGCGGCAACCGUGCCUUUCACAACUUCUACAACGACUACUCUCACAUCCCAGACCCCAACCUGCGCCGCCGCCUGGCCUUGUCCGAGAUCGACAAGGUCCCCCUUGGCCUCUACCAUGUCCGCGCUGUCCUGGUGGCCGGAGUCGGCUUCCUCCUCGACUCGUACGACAUUUUUGCCAUCAACCUCGUCAUCACCAUGCUCGGUAUGGUCUUUUGGUGUGGCAACGACCGCCACAGCGGCUACGGAGGCAACGGCGGCGCCUUGCCGGACCCCAUCAACCAGGCUCUCAAGGGCUCCACCAAUGCCGGCAUCAUCAUCGGCAUGGUCCUCUUUGGAUGGCUUGCCGAUGCGCUCGGCCGCCGCCGAAUGUACGGCAUUGAGCUGGCCAUCAUCAUCUUUGGCACCUUUAGCUGCGCCCUCGUCUCCUCGAGCCCCUCCAUCAGCUCCUCGGCCCUCUUGAUCUUCUGGCGCGUCUUGAUGGGCAUCGGCAUCGGAGGCGACUACCCCCUGUCUUCUGUGAUCACUUCUGAAACCGCCAGGUUUGCCCCGACUCGUUGGCGCGGCGCCAUGGUCGCCGCCGUCUUCUCCAUGCAGGGCGUGGGUCUGCUCAUGUCUGCCCUCGUCGCCCUCAUCACCACCGUCGCCUUCAAGGACUCGUACAUCAACAUCAAGGACGAGACGCAGUGCGACGCGGCGUGCCAGGUCGCGGCCGAUCGGUCCUGGCGCAUCAUCGUCGGUGUCGGGGCCAUACCCGCCUGCCUCGCCCUCUACUACCGCAUCACCAUUCCCGAGACGCCGCGCUACACGUUUGACGUUCGCCACGACGUGGAAAAGGCCGGCGCCGACAUCCGCGCCUACGUCCACAGCAAGUCGGGCGGCGAUUACGAGGGCCACCGCAGGUCGGGCACUAGGCUCUCGGCCACGCUGCUCCACGUGCCGCGGGCGUCGUGGGCCGACGUCUUUGCCUACUUUGGAGAGUGGAAAAACCUUCGGGUGCUCAUCGGAACCACCAUGUCGUGGUUCUUGCUGGAUCUGGCAUUUUACGGUCUCGGGCUUAACAGCACCAUGGUUCUGCACGCCAUCGGCUUCGCCAACGGGAACAACAUGUACGAAAAGCUGUACAACCAGGCCGUCGGCAUGAUCAUCCUGACCUGCGCCGGCGCCAUCCCCGGCUACUGGACGGCCGUCCUGACCAUCGACACGGUGGGGCGCAAGCCGCUGCAGGUCUUUGGCUUCCUGGCAUUGACGGUCAUCUUUUGCGUCCUGGGCUUCCGGCUCGGCAACCUAAGCGAGGGCGCCAUGCUCGCCCUCUACGUGGUCGGGCAGUUUCUCUUCAGCGCGGGCCCUAACACGACGACGUUUGUUGUGCCGGGCGAAUGCUUCCCCACGCGGUAUCGCUCCACCGGCCACGGCCUGUCGGCGGCCAUGGGCAAGCUCGGCGCCGUCGUGGCACAGGUCAUUAGCAUCCCGCUGCUGAGGCACGGGCCCGACGAGUCGUGCGCCGGCAACGAUUGCUCACCCCACCUCGACCGCCUGCUGCAGCUGUUUGCGCUCUUCAUGCUGCUCGGCACCUUUUUCUCGCUGCUCAUACCUGAAACCAAGGGGCUGACGCUCGAGGAGCUUUCGGGCGAGUCGAGGACGAGCUACAACGCCGGCUGCAACGGCAGCAUCAACCUCGGGCCGGCCAGGCCUCGGGCAUGGAACCCGUUUAGCGGCGGACAGCCCGCUGGCUUCCUGUACCCGCGCUCGCACUCUGGAACGUUUGCCCUCAAGGGCGGCCGGUCGGAGCGUCCGGGCAUCAUGGCGGCGCCGGAGCACGCAGGGAGCGACGAGCAGCAGCAGCGGAGACGGCGCCUCUGUUGGAGGAGGCGCGGCAGGAGACGGCGCGCCGGGAGCGACGGGUCCAACGAGAUUGCGCUGAGAAGCCGCAGCUCAAGGUCGGACGGCCUCUACGACGACUACGUCGGCGCCGCGACCAGCCAGCAACCGCCGGCGUGGGGGGCGGGCUGGGGCAGGAUCGACAGGGGCGGGCCGCCGCCGACAACGAGCAACAUGCAGCUACAAGACGUGGGGAUGCUGUUGAAGCCGAGCUAG